Rotaria sp. Silwood1 is the source of this 957-nucleotide messenger RNA. NCBI's taxonomy places the organism in Eukaryota, Metazoa, Rotifera, Eurotatoria, Philodinida, Philodinidae. The record is from the annotation of a GenBank genome assembly.
AUGAAGAAUUAUUUACUGUGUGUUAUUUUAUUCUUAUUUUUGUUAAUUUGUUCGAUUUCUUCGGAAUGGAUAACAAUCAAUGAUUAUUCUGUAACAACAUGGAAUGAAUAUACUGCAGAUCGUCCAAAGACAUUAACUACAUUUAAAAUCAGUAAUUAUCCACCAAAAUAUGUCAGGUCAUUAAAUAACCGAAUAGAUACUUAUACGUAUGAUAAAAAUAAUGAAAUUAUUUAUUUUAUAAUGGACCAAACACUUUAUGGAAUUUCGAAAUUUUUUAAAUAUAAUUUAAAAACCAAUCAAAUUGAUCAAACAGAACAAAUUCAACCUUUUAUGAUUGAUCGUAUACAAUUUAAUCCAAUAAGUAAUCGAUUAUAUGCAAUUAUACAUGAUUCAACUCGACGAAACUAUUAUUUAGUAGAAGUUGAUACAGAAACACUACAAAUAAAAAAACAAAUCAUGCAACUUUCUGAUCGUAUUUCACCAAUGCCUGGAAGUUAUUUUAAUUCUCAAACACAAUUAUUUACUUAUCAUGCUUAUGAUUUUCAACAAGAUCAUACUGUAUUAAUUACAUUAGAUUUAUCAGAUAAUGCAACAAAAAUAUUUGUUGGAUCAAAACAAUUUGAUUUCAAUGUUUAUGGUUUUGGUUAUAUUCAACCAGAUAGUUUAGUUGCAUUAUGGCAAUAUAGUAUUAUAACACCAAUGGUUGCGAUCAAAAUAGAUGAACAAACGGGACAACAAAUCAAAAAUGUAACUAUAACACCUAAUGGUGUUAGAAUUGCUCAAGGUUAUAAACCAUUUUCCAUGGAUUUUCAAAAUAAAUUAUUUUAUGUUUUGUCAUGGACAGAAGAUUUAUCAGCAACAUAUAUUUCAAAAAUUAAUAUGGAAACAAUGAAUGUUCAAAUAACAGCAAUUAAAGGACAAAUUAUUAAAGAUUAUAUUUUUUAUAAAAGAGAAUAA